CAGGUUUCUGUAGCAGCCAAAGGAGAGAAGCCACCUGAGGGAAGGAAGGCCAGCACAGUGCCUAGGAGCAGAGAUGAGAGCCAACUGAUGGGGACAGGCAACCUGCAGUCCACCAUGCUGGAAGGGCGUGGCAUGAACCUACCAGACCUAGACCUCUCCGCCAUCGAUGGUAAGUGGGUUCUUUAUUUUAGGGCGAAGCUUGCAAGGAUCAUGACAGACAAAGCUAAGUCCACAUCCUUUGUCAGCUGUGACAAAAAAAGGACACUUCAAAAGAAGAGACGGGAUCUUCAGGAGACCAUGGACAUGAUGGAGUCACAGACGCUGCUGAUGAUCCUGCUGUCUGUGAAGAUGGAGAACAACCUGGCUCUGCUGGAGGAGAAGGCAGAGAAAGACUUGGCAGCCAUGUUCCAUGAGAAGGAGAGGCUGCAGAGGCAGGCACUGGAGCUGCGGCGCCAGCUGCUUCUCCGACAGAAACAGCAGGAGCUGGCCGCUGCCCUUGAUGCCCAGGUGGAUCUGAGCAUGCUCCCGAAGCACCCCGGGCACACGAGGGAGGGAGAAUCAGGGUGUCACCAAUUGCUCUUUGACCGCUCUGCUCAGGCUCCUGGUGUCAGCAUGGUGCUCCAACUCUACCGCCAACCCCCACCCCAACCCAACACAAACAGAUGUUGCUUUAGGGAGCAGAGGCCUGCUCUAAUGACCCGUGACUCCACAGAUGAUCUGGAGCCAGCCCUGAGGACCACUGUGCAGCUCCUGGGUGAUCUGAGCAUCUGCUCCCCAGAUACCAGCGCACAGGUGCAGGGAGCCAGCGCACAGGUGCAGGGAGCCAGCGCACAGGUGCAGGGAGCCAGCGCACAGGUGCAGGGAGCCAGCACACAGGUGCAGGGAGUCAGCGCACAGGUGCAGGGAGCCAGCGCACAGGUGCAGGGAGCCAGCGCACAGGUGCAGGGAGCCAGCGCACAGCUGGAUUAUCUGCUGAAGGAACUGAAGGCCUUGGUCACUGAGAAAGACCUGGAGCUGCACAGACUUGUCAGCAAGGUGGUGGAACUUUCCUCCCAGGCCAGUAAGGAAGCAGCUUUGACGAACCAGGAAGUCUGGGAAGAGGCAGAGGGCACCGUCACCAGCAGCCAGUGGUACUUCAGUCCACAUGCCAGUCCCGGCCAGGACAGGAUAAAUGACAGGCCUGACCCUUGAUUGCCUCGGGAAGCCUGUUCUGCCACAAGUGAACACCAGGUCCCCACCCUGUGCUUGCUGCAUGUAAAUAAAUGUAAAUAAAAGCAUGUAAAUAAA
Molecule: messenger RNA, 1287 nt
Organism: Apodemus sylvaticus (European woodmouse)
Lineage: Eukaryota; Metazoa; Chordata; Mammalia; Rodentia; Muridae
Product: HAUS augmin-like complex subunit 8
Exons: 9
Source: RefSeq, a predicted model, not a curated record